AACGCUGAACUGGAUUUGUAAAAAGGGAGGAAACACGUGUAUAAAUCUGGAGCUGACUGGUUACCUUCCUAAAUAAAGGAGUAUUCUUUUGAAUAUGGGAUCUACCUUCAGGGUCCCCACCUGCUGGGCACCGUAAUGGUGCUCUGCUCCCCAGCUGAGCCCUUCGCUGCCCUCUGAAGAAGCAGGAUGACAAGAUGGCACAGCUGCUUGUACCGCCCGGACCUGACAGCUUCCGCCCCUUCGUCCCCGAGUCGCUGGCCGCCAUCGAGAGAUGCAUCGCCGAGGAGGAGGCCCGGAGACCGCGUGCGGAGCGCCGCAUCGACAGCGAUGAUGAAAACGGGCCCAAGCCCAACAGUGACCUGGAGGCGGGGAAAUCUCUUCCCUUCAUCUACGGGGACAUCCCUCCACAUCUGGUCUCAACCCCUCUGGAGGAUCUGGACACCUACUACAGCAAUCAGAAGACCUUCAUAGUAUUGAAUCGUGGGAAGGCAAUCUUCCGUUUCAAUGCCACUUCUGCCUUGUACAUCCUGAGCCCCUUCAACCCUCUGAGGAGGGUAGCAAUUAGAGUUUUAGUGCACUCGAUGUUCAGCAUAUUAAUCAUGUUCACCAUUCUGACCAACUGUACCUUCAUGACCCUGAGUAAACCCCCAGACUGGGCCAAGAAUGUAGAGUACACAUUCACAGGGAUUUACACCUUCGAGUCGCUUAUAAAGAUCCUGGCUAGGGGCUUUUGUGUGGGGAAGUUCACUUUCCUGCGGGACCCGUGGAACUGGCUGGAUUUCAGUGUUAUACUCAUGGCAUAUGUCACAGAGUUUGUGGACCUGGGCAAUGUCUCAGCACUGCGAACCUUCAGGGUUCUGCGGGCCCUGAAAACAAUAUCAGUCAUCCCAGGCUUAAAGACCAUUGUUGGUGCACUGAUUCAGUCGGUGAAGAAGCUGUCGGACGUGAUGAUUCUCACCGUGUUCUGCCUCAGCGUCUUCGCCCUCAUCGGCCUGCAGCUUUUUAUGGGCAAUCUGAGGCAGAAGUGUGUGCGCAUGGUGAUCUCCAACAACGCUACGAACAGCAGCAACAUCACCAUGGACGCUAUGGAUUUCAACGGCAGCCCGCUGGACUUUAACUCAACGUUCACGCAAAACACCACAGAGGACGCCUUCGACUGGAUAAAGUACAUCAACGAUGAGCGUAAUUACUAUUACCUCCCAGGCCGUAGGGAUGCUCUGCUCUGUGGGAAUGGCAGCGGUGCAGGACUCUGUCCAGAGGGCUUUGUGUGUCUCAAAGUGGGUCGUAAUCCGGACUAUGGCUACACGAGCUUCGACACCUUCAGCUGGGCCUUCCUUUCCCUGUUCCGACUCAUGACCCAGGACUUCUGGGAAAACCUCUACCAGCAGACUCUACGGGCGGCGGGGAAGCCCUACAUGAUCUUCUUUGUGCUGGUGAUAUUCCUGGGAUCCUUCUACCUUGUCAACUUGAUCUUGGCUGUGGUGGCCAUGGCCUAUGACGAGCAGAACCAGGCCACCAUCGAGGAGGCUCAGCAGAAGGAGGAGGAGUUUCAGGCCAUGCUGGAGCAGCUGAAGAGACAACAGGAGGAAGCACAGGUUGCUGCGGCAGCAGCUACAGAGAGCGGCGAGUACAGCGAGAGAGGGGGCCCCACGUCUGAGUCGUCCUCGGGGACGUCUAAGCUCAGCUCCAAGAGCGCCAAAGAAAGACGCAACAGGCGUAAGAAGAGGAAGCAGAGGGAGGAGGAGGAGGAGAGAGGGGUCCGGGACAAGUUCCACAAGUCCGAGUCUGAGGACAGCAUCAAGAGGUCCACUUUCCGCUUCUCCAUUGAUGCCAACCGGCUUUCUUAUGAGAAAAGAUGCUCCUCACCCAACCAGUCUCUCCUGAGUGUUCGUGGAUCCCUCUUCUCACCCCGGAGGAACAGUCGCGCCAGUCUCUUCAGCUUCCGAGGCCGAGCCCGAGACAUGGGCUCAGAGAACGACUUCGCAGACGACGAGCAUAGCACCUUCGAGGAGAGCGACAGCCGGCGGGGCUCCUUGUUCCUGCCUCGCCGCCUCGAACGCCGCUGCAGCGCCGUCAGCCAGACGAGUCUAGGGGCGCCACGGAUCAUGCUGCCAGCAAACGGAAAAAUGCACUGCGCCGUAGACUGCAAUGGCGUGGUGUCACUGGUCGGUGGAACUUCUGUAACAACUUCUCCUGUAGGUCUCCUGCUGCCUGAGGGGACAACAACGGAUACUGAGCUAAAGAAACGCAGGUCGGGUUUCCUCCAGCCGUCCAUGGACUAUCUGGAAGAACCAGGAGCCCGGCAGAGAGCCUUGAGCGUGGCUAGUAUCCUCACCAACACCAUGGAAGAGCUUGAAGAAUCGAGGCAGAAGUGCCCCCCCUGCUGGUACAGAUUUGCCAAUACUUGUCUAAUCUGGGAUUGUUGUCCUGCAUGGCUGAAAAUCAAAGAGGCUGUCAGCACGGUGGUCAUGGACCCGUUUGUGGAUCUCACCAUAACCAUCUGCAUCGUCCUCAACACUCUUUUCAUGGCCAUGGAGCAUUACCCCAUGACUAGAGAAUUCGAUAACGUCCUCUCGGUUGGAAACCUGGUGUUCACAGGCAUCUUCACAGCAGAGAUGUGCUUGAAGGUUAUUGCCCUGGAUCCUUACUACUACUUCCAGGAGGGCUGGAACAUUUUUGAUGGCAUUAUAGUUAGUCUCAGUCUGAUGGAGCUUGGCUUGGCCAAUGUAGAAGGCCUGUCUGUGCUCAGGUCCUUUAGAUUGCUGAGGGUCUUCAAACUAGCCAAGUCAUGGCCCACGCUGAACAUGCUGAUCAAGAUCAUCGGUAACUCGGUGGGUGCGCUGGGCAACUUGACUCUGGUGCUGGCCAUCAUCGUGUUCAUUUUCGCCGUUGUGGGCAUGCAGCUGUUUGGCAAAAGCUACAAGGAGUUCGUAUGUAAGAUUUCUGAAGACUGCGAGCUGCCGCGCUGGCACAUGUACGACUUUUUCCACUCCUUCCUCAUCGUGUUCCGGGUGCUGUGCGGGGAGUGGAUCGAGACCAUGUGGGACUGCAUGGAGGUCGCAGGACAGACGAUGUGUCUCAUUGUCUUCAUGAUGGUCAUGGUCAUUGGAAACCUGGUGGUUUUGAAUCUCUUCCUUGCUCUCCUUCUGAGCUCAUUCAGUGCUGACAACCUGGCAGCGACUGACGAAGACAGCGAGAUGAACAACCUGCAGAUCGCCGUCGGCCGUAUCCAGCGAGGCAUCUCAUUUGUGAAAAACACAAUGCGGCAGUUCCUUCAGAGCAUCUGCUUCGGCGGAGGCGGCAAGGGAUCGGGUCUGGCCGAGGAGAGCAAACCCCUGGAUGAGCUGCACAGCAACGGCAAAGGCAGCUGCAUCCCCAACCACACCAUGGAGAUCACCAAAGACUCCACUGGGGUGUACAUGAUGGAGGGCAAUGGAAGGCCAGGAGGAGGCCUGGUGGUUGGGGUUGGUGGGGACACUGAGGUGAAGUACCCAGUGGAGGAAUGUGACUACAUGUCAUUUAUCCACAACCCCAGCCUGACGGUGACGGUGCCCAUCGCCGUGGGUGAGUCAGACUUUGAGAACCUGAACACUGAAGAUUUCAGCAGCGACUCAUCAGAUGUGGAGGGCAGCAAAGAGAAGCUCGAUGUGGAGCCCCAGCCUCUGAGCUCAUCCGAGGGGAGUACAGUUGAUAUUCGACCCCCAGGUGAUGGGGUUGAUUCAGUGGAGCUAGAACCAGAGGAGUCACUGGACCCAGAGGCCUGCUUCACAGAGGGCUGUGUGAGCAGGUUCCAGUGCUGUCAGAUUAACGAAGAGGGACCAAAGUUUAAGAGCUGGUGGACACUCAGGAAAACCUGCUUUAUCAUUGUGGAGCACAACUGGUUUGAAUCCUUUAUCAUCUUCAUGAUUCUGCUCAGCAGUGGCGCACUGGCAUUCGAGGAUAUUUACAUAGAACAACGGCGGACGAUCAAAACAGUGCUGGAGUACGCAGACAAGGUCUUCACUUAUGUCUUCAUUCUGGAAAUGCUGUUGAAAUGGGUGGCGUACGGUUUCGUCAAGUACUUCACCAAUGCUUGGUGCUGGCUCGACUUCCUCAUUGUAGAUGUGUCCUUGGUCAGCCUCGUAGCAAAUGCUUUGGGCUACUCUGAGCUCAGUGCCAUCAAAUCUCUGAGGACCCUGCGAGCCCUCCGGCCUCUGAGGGCUCUGUCUCGGUUUGAGGGCAUGAGGGUUGUGGUGAAUGCCCUGCUGGGGGCCAUCCCCUCCAUCAUGAACGUACUCCUGGUCUGCCUCAUCUUUUGGCUGAUUUUCAGCAUCAUGGGUGUCAACCUGUUCGCGGGGAAGUACUACCGCUGCGUCAACACUACCACAGACGAGAUGUUUCCCACCAAUAUCGUCAACAAUAAGACCGACUGCCUGAAUUUGGUCAAUGAAAGCGCUCGCUGGAAAAACAUCAAGAUCAACUUUGACAAUGUUGGGGCUGGUUAUCUGGCUUUGCUGCAAGUGGCCACUUUUAAGGGUUGGAUGGACAUCAUGUACGCAGCUGUGGACUCUCGAAACCUGGAAGACCAGCCUGAGUACGAGGUUAACUUGUACAUGUACCUCUACUUCGUCAUCUUCAUCAUCUUUGGCUCCUUCUUCACUCUCAACCUGUUCAUCGGUGUCAUCAUUGACAACUUCAACCAGCAGAAAAAAAAGUUGGGAGGUCAAGACAUUUUCAUGACAGAAGAACAGAAGAAAUACUACAACGCCAUGAAGAAGCUGGGUUCCAAGAAACCACAGAAACCUAUUCCACGGCCAGCUAAUGCAUUUCAAGGCUGUGUGUUUGACUUCAUCACAAAGCAGGCCUUUGACAUUGUGAUCAUGAUACUAAUCUGCCUUAACAUGGUGACCAUGAUGGUAGAGACAGACGACCAGACGCCAGAGAUGGACACCAUCCUCUACUGGAUCAAUCUGGUCUUCAUUGUGCUCUUCACUGGGGAAUGUGUGCUCAAGAUGAUAUCUUUGCGUCACUAUUACUUCACCAUUGGUUGGAACAUAUUCGACUUUGUGGUGGUGAUCCUGUCGAUUGUAGGUAUGUUUUUAUCUGAACUUAUUGAGAAGUACUUUGUGUCUCCAACUCUGUUCCGAGUGAUUCGAUUGGCCAGAAUAGGCCGCAUCCUUCGCCUUAUCAAAGGUGCCAAGGGCAUCCGGACGCUUCUCUUUGCCUUGAUGAUGUCGCUCCCUGCCCUGUUCAACAUCGGCCUUCUACUUUUUCUGGUUAUGUUCAUCUAUGCCAUCUUUGGCAUGUCCAACUUUGCUUAUGUCAAGAGGGAAGCAGGAAUCGAUGACAUGUUCAAUUUCGAGACAUUUGGGAACAGUAUGAUCUGUUUGUUUCAGAUUACCACCUCAGCCGGAUGGGAUGGCCUUCUGGCCCCCAUACUGAACAAGAGGGAGCCUGACUGUGACAGCCAGAUGGAGCAUCCAGGCAAUUUAUACAAAGGCAAUUGUGGAAACCCAUCAGUAGGCAUCUUCUUCUUUGUCAGCUACAUCAUCAUCUGCUUCCUCAUUGUGGUAAACAUGUACAUCGCCGUCAUUCUGGAGAACUUCAGUGUGGCAACAGAAGAGAGUGCCGAGCCGCUGAGCGAGGACGAUUUUGAGAUGUUCUAUGAAGUGUGGGAGCGUUUUGAUCCUGAUGCUACUCAGUUUAUGGAGUACAGCAAGCUCUCUGACUUUGCAGAUGCUCUCGAUCCACCUCUGCGCAUGCCCAAGCCUAAUAUGACCCAGCUCAUCUCUAUGGACCUGCCAAUGGUGAGUGGUGAACGCAUCCACUGCCUCGACAUCCUGUUUGCUUUCACCAAGCGAGUGUUGGGCGAAGGGGGUGAAAUGGACGUGUUACGUGGACAGAUGGAGGAACGCUUCAUGGCCUCCAACCCCUCUAAGGUGUCUUAUGAGCCCAUCACCACCACCCUGCGCCGCAAACAGGAGGAAAUGUCAGCUAUAGUUAUCCAGAGGGCCUUCCGCCGCUAUAUGAUCUGUCUGGCCAUGAAAAAGGCCUCUGCCCUCUACAAGGAACAGCUGAAGGAAAGCAUCCGUGACCCAGACAAGGAUGUGAUGGUCAUCAGCAAGUUCAACGAGAACUCCACUUCAGAUAAAACGGACAUGACUCCUUCCACGGCCUCCCCGCCCUCCUAUAAUAGUGUGACUAAGUCAGAUAAGGACAAAUACGAAAAAGAAAAUAGGGAAAAAGAAAACAAAGGAAAAGACUUGAAAGACAGAAAGAAAUAAAGUUUUUUAAAAAUGGAACUGAAGUUUAAAAAUGCAUUUAAGGUGAGGGAAAUUUGUUUACAGCUUUUAGAGGGGGUUAGCUAGAUGUGUGCAUGUCUGUUGCUUGUUUGAAGAUGAUGAAUGCUGUGCAGGAAAGCCUAAAAUGGGAGUCCAACUGUGGCAAAUACAAGUACGUGGGAUCACCCCAAAGGGGAAUAUGGAAGCAAGUUAUCCAGCAGACACUGCCUCUCUGCAAAACGCUUGUGAUUUUCCUUUUGGUUGUUGUUACUAUUUGACACAAUUGAGUGUACGGUUAAGUUGUCUGUAGCUAGUGCUGCUGCUACUAUAAAUCCAGUGUCUUGAAUUUAACAAUAGCUGUGUCAUUUAACAAGGUAUUUGCAUACUUGUCAUUCAUUUUCCAUUUUGGUUUUUAUUUUGUUUUUUUGUUUGAUCUUUUUUUAAUGAGGAAGACUGUUUUCUACUCGUCAUUAUUUUGAGAAUGUCUACUGCAUUCACUGAUGUAAAAUCACCAAGGGCAGACAAAGUCAAUGCUGGAAACUAACACCAUCUGAAACUGGUACAGUGCAGGGUCAGUGUUGAAACGCUGGUGGUUCAUUCAGUAUACGAAGCUGAAACAUUUCUCUGAAGUGCAAUGAAGAAAUACUCUGUAGUCACUGGCCUCUAACCAGUGAAGGUUGAAAUCUAUAUUGUGCUUCUAUCUGGACUGCAAUGUUCCUGUUUCAGUAGAAAAAUCUGUUUCUAAAUACAGAGAAGCUGAAUGUAUGCAAGCGGGAGGAAUGAGACACAUUUAAAGAAACAAAUUCAAAGGAAAUAUUCCUGGUUUCCUUUUUUGCCAAGAUUUUGAUGACACCAUUUGCACCACUCUCCUGUCUGUAAAGGCUAUAAUCCAUAGAAAAAGAAAGGGGGGAAAAACAUGCAGGGAGUAAUCUGUAGGGAUGCACCAAUCUGUUUUCCCCAAGAUUCUAAGACCUAAACAUCAGACUGUUGAUCUGAUCGAGUGCCUCUUUUUUUUAAGCGUAAACAUUAAAUUUAGUAAUGUCAAAUGCAUGAACUCACAGGAAGACGCAACUUUGUUUCACUUUUUCAUGGGAAAUCUUUUGGAGGUUUGUGAAAGUUUUAGCAAUAUAGUUUGGUCAUUUGUAAAACUGAAUCAUGGCUAGGUGUCAGUCAACACUUCUCUGCUGAAAGCCUUCCUGCAGUUUUAUUUGUUUUAGCAUGAACUUAUCUGCUUGAUAAUCGUUCACCAUGCUGUUCUCAAGAAUCAAAAAGUUGAGUGUGGGUCCCUUCUCCCCCUGCCCAGAUUCCAGACAUGUUUGGGCCACAUCAUGCCCACUUUUGGCACUUAUGACUCAGUGAUGGCACUGGCAAGUGUUGUGCAGGCCAGAAGUGGACCACAUGUCAAUUGCCAGCCUGGCUUGGAUUAUGGCAAGUGUUAUGUGGUCUACAUGUGGUCCAGAUGUCCAGUUGGCCUGAAUGUAGAUUACAGAAAGUAUUUUGUGAGCCAGAAGUGGUCCUAAUACAGGAAGCCUUCAUUAUGACAAUUUCCUUGUGGGCCACAUGUAGUGGUCAUGUGGCUGAGUUUUGGCAGCAUUUAAUCAAUGCCGUAAGUCAAGACCAAAUUUGGUCUUUUGCUAUCUAGAUGGCGGUUUCCAUCUUGAAGGUGAAGACCAACAGCCAAGUUUCAACCAGUAAAAUAAACUUAAUCCGUGUUGCUCCCUAUGCUAAUUCUUCCUAGCUAGAAUUAGUGAUUCUGAAUGUGUUGUAUGAUAUUUUGGUAUUUCUGAUUUUGAGCUGUUUUCAUCUUUGAUUAAAAAACAAUCAAACAAACAAACAAAAAAUAAACAAACUACCAACUAACUUUAAGCCAGUAGAAGGAAGGGAAGGGAAGUGACUUUUUUUGCUGCUGCCUAUGCCAAUUCUAGCCAACUAACAACAGAUUUGUUUCAGGCAUUAAUUUUUCUUUGUUUUGAAUAAUUGUCUUCACAUAUUUCAGGAUUUCUAUCUAUAAAAGAAAAGGGAAGGUCAGCCAACCAACUUCCAGCCAGUAGAAGGAAAAAGCUUCAUCUGUAAAGCUUACUAUACUAAUUCUUAUCAGGCAUGGAUGCUAAAUGGGUAUUUGGGAUGUUUUAGUGUUUCUGUGUUUUAAAUUAUCUUCAGAUUCUUCAGGGUUUGCCAUCCUGGAUAAAACAAACAAAAACAAACAAAAAACAAACAAACAAACACUGAAGGACCGUCAACCAAAUUUCAGCCAGUAGAAGGAAGAGACUUUUUCUUUUCUGCUGCCUAUGCUAAUUCUUGCUAGUUAGCUAGCUACCAACAGCAGAUUUGUGUCAGGCAUUGAUGCUUCAGAUAUAAAAAUAUACCUAAAUAAAAUGUAGGAGACAGAAAAAAAUCAAUAUUGCACACUGUACAGCAGCCAAAAAACAGCUUAAGGUGGUAGAGCAGUAAAAACAACAAAUACUAUUGCAUUCAACAUGUUUGUGUGUUUAAAAUAGUUGUUUUCACCAUUUUUCUGGAUUUUCUAUCUAUAUAAGAAAGAGGGAAGGACAGCCAACCAACUUUCAGCUAGUAGAAGCAAAAGGCUUCAUCUGUGCUGCCUAUGGUAAUUCUUGCUAGUUAGUUAGCUAACAACAGCAUGUUCUUAUCAGGCAUUGAUGCUGAAUGUUUUUUGGGAUACUGUAGUGUGUCUGUGUUUUAAAUUGUUGUCUUUACAUUGUUCAGGAUUUGUCAUCUUGGAUAUAAAAAAAGGAAGGACCACCAAUGAACUUUCAUCCAGUGGAAGGAAGAGACUUUUCCUUUUUUGCUGCCUAUGCUAAUUCCAGCUAGUUAGAUAGCUAACCACAGAUUUAUAUCAGGCAAUGAUGCUGAACAUGUUUUGGGGAUAUUUUAGUGUUUCUUUGUUUUUAAUGGUUGUCUUUGCAUUGUUCAGGAUUUGCCAUCUAUAUAAGAAACAAAGGACCACCAACCAACUUUCAUCUAGUAGAAGAAAGAGGUUUCAUUGGUGCUGCCGCCUAAGCUAAUUUUUGUUAGCCAGUUAAUGAGAACAGAUGUUUAAUGUGUUUUAUUAUUUCUGUUUUUAUUUGUUCACAUUGUUCAGGAUUUGUCAUCUUAGAUGUAAGAAAGGAAAAGUAAAUGCAACUAAUCAACUUUUAACCACAGGAAAAAAGAGACCUCAUUGGUGCUCUUGCCUAUGCUAAUUCUUGUUAGUAAGCCUAACAGCAGAUUCCCAUCAGGCAUAAUGCCAAAUGUGUUGUGGGAUAUUUUAGUUUUUGUGUUUAAAUUGUCCACUUGCUCAUUGUGUGACCAGAGACUGGACAUAUUGUAAAUAUUUAUGAAAGUUGCAGGUAGUACAGAAAAUGUUGCCAAAUGUUGUCAUUUAAGGUGUGCUGAUGGAAUGUGUUUCAAGGGCCAGACGUUGGCCAGAUGUGAUAAGAUGGCACUGAGAGGGGUAAUUGUAAGUGUUGCAGCCACACUCACCCUGACUCAACGUCAUCAUUCAGGGGUUGAUGGGGGCCAAAGAAAACGGUUGAUGGGGCCAUCAACAUUAAAAGUUACUAAGGGAGUAUUAACCUAAAACCAAUUAGCAGCUUCUUGGGAAUCACAAUAUGGAGAUGGUUGCAACAAUUUAAGAGAUAAAUGGGCAUAAGCUCACUCAGUGCAGAGUUGCUAGAGGGUUUGGGAUAAAAACAGGGUUAAAGACCAGGUAAAUGUGCCAGUAGCAUCCUUGAGAUGGAAUAUAUCCUGGCAUCCCCUUCAUUUAACUUACCUGUACAUCUGAUUGACAGAGAUUUUGUGCCUCUUACACCUGCUGGUGAGAAACAGCUAAGCUAAUUUUUGUAAUAAGAAUGAGUAGUACAACAUGCAUUUUUAUUGUGUUUCGCCAGUGUACCCGAAAUGUUUUAAGUCUACUUUUCCAAAAGUGGAAUCAAUUUUCUCAUCUUACUCUUGGCAGCAAAGUUAUGAAGCCAGUUUUCCCCAAAAUAAAAUCCCAUCAUUUAAGGUGAUGUUGAAACCUGCUGGUUCACCUGCUGUUGUGUUGCAGUGUCUCCUGCAUCCACAGUCCUCCCCAUCCCACCUCCUCUCCACGUUGCACAGCUCCUGUAAAGAAAAUGUCUUCAGUAAUGAUAUAUUAAAAAGACAAUGCCAGUCUUUCUAACUGCUUUCAACCUAGAACAUGACAAUAUAUCACAUAUAAAGGUUAUAUAUCACAGAUGUUUGUAUGCCAUUCAUGUUGUUUAAAUUGAGAAGCGAGUGGUUUUGAUGUAGUUGUUCGGUUUGUAAAUAUUAUAGCUAUUUGGGCCCACAGUAUGCAUCACACUUACAUUUGAUGUAAGAGCACUUUUUUUCCCCCACUGCUAUGUAAUACGAUGUGUGGAAGUUAUACAUGUAAUUGUGUGAGAGAAAGAUUUGUAUGUAUUUGUAUGUGUAAAUAUACAACAGAGACUGGAAGAAUGCUGAAUCUGGGCUCCGUGGAUCACUUGCGUUUUACCAGUUAAUUAUAAAUAACAUUUUUACUGUAGAUAUGAGUGCAUUUUUCAGUCUUCAGGUUUGAUUUACAUUUUUUCUAGACAAAUAUGUUUUUUUUUUCUGCACUGUAACACAUGAUGAAACACAUGUAUGGUCCCCAUAUCUGUAGAUACAAACCAUGAAGCAAUCAGUAGCCAUCUCUCAUUGCGCUUGUAGUGUUUUAGUGAACUGCAUGCAGGAAGUGACUACUGUCCGCUCAUAUGGUAAUAUAAUUUUAAAACCAAAAGAAUAAAGGACAUAUUUUUUGUAAAUGCUUUAUUUUCUCUUUCUUUUCCAUUCUCUAUGAUUGCUUUACAGGUUGAACAGGAUCAUUCAUGUGAUUCAAGGUUAUGUUACACUUAAAUAUGUAUUAAUUUGCAAAAUGUGACAAGUGACUUUUUUUCUUUUUGUUAUAACCAAAGAUGUGGCAACUAAACAAAAUCUAGUUUCCAAAAUAAACCUAUUUUGGGAAGCA
Molecule: messenger RNA, 11244 nt
Organism: Melanotaenia boesemani (Boeseman's rainbowfish)
Lineage: Eukaryota; Metazoa; Chordata; Actinopteri; Atheriniformes; Melanotaeniidae
Gene: scn1lab
Product: sodium channel, voltage-gated, type I like, alpha b
Exons: 27
Coding region: 195-6263 (2022 amino acids)
Biological process (GO): sodium ion transmembrane transport; membrane depolarization during action potential; neuronal action potential
Cellular component (GO): voltage-gated sodium channel complex; axon; plasma membrane
Molecular function (GO): voltage-gated sodium channel activity
Source: RefSeq, a predicted model, not a curated record